Messenger RNA from Entamoeba invadens IP1, 3630 nucleotides. RefSeq lists its product as hypothetical. The record is from RefSeq and is a predicted model, not a curated record. Lineage: Eukaryota; Evosea; Mastigamoebida; Endamoebidae. The transcript is spliced from 4 exons. The coding region runs from base 1 to 3630 and encodes 1209 amino acids.
AUGUCUGCAGUGGGUACAGUGCUUGCAGAGUUCAAACUACUGUUGAACGAUUUGAGAAGAGGAUUUAGAAGAAGUGAAAUACGAGGAGGGCUUGAAAGUGCCAUAGAGAUACUCGAGAACACCCCACCCAGUGAUUUCUCAAAUGUGUUUAUUGAACAACAAAUCAGCUUUGUUAAUCCACUUGUGUCGUGUCUCACUCUUCACACGCCAAAGAUAUACUCUGACGCGAUGAACUGUGUGUCGAAAUUAGUGAUUCAGAAUUUGUUGACAAUGGAAGGCUAUAAAUUACUUCUCCCAGAAAUGGUGUCUUUCUAUGAAUUUGAUGAAGACCAAUUUACACGAAAUAUUCAGGUUAUAAACACAAUACUAACAACACCACUCAUCCUCGAAAUGAUCAAAGGCUCACUUACAUCUGUCGCAUUCAGUGCGCUAAUUUUGUACUUUGAAAACUCUCCUGCUAAUAUAAAGAAUUCCGUUUCCGUGACAUUUCCAUUCAUUCUUAAAACAAUGGCAGACGUCGCUAGUAACGAAAUCAAUGAUGUCAAAGUCAAAAAAGGAAUAUUAGUGGAGAUGAAAGAGGAUUGGGCGAUGACAAAUGAUAUUUUAAAUCUUUUUAAAGACCUGCAAUUUCUCUCUGUCGGCGUUUCUCCGGAAAAGCUCACAGUCGUAACGUUUGAUCCGACACUGUGUCUUAAAUUGAUCAAUUGUAUUCUUACUGAUUAUCCUCAACUGUUUAACAUUCGAGAAUUCAACCAAAGUCUCCAAACGUUGACUAACAUUUUAAUAAAACAUUUCACCCUUCGGUCGCAGACAUUAACGAUGUGUUACACUCUCGUGAUUUCUCUUUUAAAUUACUCGGUCAAAAUUCCGUUCUCAGUCGUCGUUCCCAAAGCGUACAGCGAGCCGUGGGAGGUGCAAUCGUUCUUUGCAAUAUGUAACAAUUGUAUACACAAAUCCCCAUCACCAGAGCGGUUGAUCAAUUGCACAACAACAGUGAGCGGGUACAUCGAGAACUGUAGUCCAUCGCUUUACCCAAAUGUGACACAGAUAUUAUCAGAUGUAAUUUCCGUUGCGACACCAGAAGAUGGCAAACUAAUUUCUGUGAUUUGGCCAUGUGUCCAUUAUCUUCUUACAAAUUAUCAAAACGAAGACGUCAUUUCUAUGUGUAUUCCACUGACUAUGUUACUUCUCCACCAAAAACUCCACACGGCUCUUGUGGCAAUAUUCACACAAAUCACUAAAAUAUCGGGGAUCAUUCAUGGCUUCGUUGGAACACCAAUUUCUCUUCACUGUCUAACAACGUUGUACACCAUCUGUAUGACUAACAUUGGACUGUUUGGCGAGGAAGAGUUCAUGAUUGUUCUCCCCGUGAUGGAAGCUGUCGGAAACUUAUCUCCAAUUCCAGAGAAAUUGUACCAAUUCAACGAACUUCCACAUUUAAUUGUCAACGAGUUGAGCAACGAAAGUAUAGAUUUGAUGCUUCACGCAUUAGGACACUUGUCGCGCACUGGGAGCGGGCGAUAUUACAGCCGCGAGUAUUUUACUGUGAUCAGAGCGAGGGGAGAUUAUGAAGGCGUGGUACAUCGAAACAUCGAAGACCUUAUGAUGUUUUGCACAAAAGAAGAGUGGAAAAAUAUGGCUGUUGAUUUUCUUGUGGAGAUGUUACGCGAACAUUUGAGCGAAGGAACGAUCUCAGUUAUUGAGCAGUUGAUGUGCAAAGGGAAUAAAGAGUGUGUGAGUGUUGUUAUAGGUGUGUUAUCAAGCGUUAUCGAAAGCAUAGAAAGUGAGAUGGGAGGGAAAUGGGGUACGUUAUUGAAAGGGAUAGGAGAGAGUAGUGAAGAGAAAGGGAACAUUGGUAGUUCAUUUGGUGUGAUCAAGCAAAUAGCGGGACAAGUGAGUGUGAUGGCCAGAGAAGAAGUUGAUAUACUUAUUGAAGUAGUUGGCAGAUAUUGUGUUCAAAAACGGGACACGAAUGUUUCAUUGUCUGCAAUUCAAUUACUUUGGGAUAUGAUGGAGAGUGUCGAUGGGAAUAUUGAUGAUGAAAUUAAAGACGUCCGUGUCAUGAAAAUUCUUCGUGAAAUGAAGAGAAGUAUUGGUGACGAAAGAUAUGUCAUCUGGAGUGGCGCUGUUCAAACACUUUUACGAGCGCUUGGCAAUAUCAUGAAAGUGGUUUCUGCGUCAUGUUGGGAACAAGUGAUCGAAGAGGUGUUGCUUCCUGUGCUUCAAGAAAUUCGUAGUGAUAUCUACUGUCGUGUGAACAACGUUGAAAUAGUUCCCGAUUUGAAAAUCGAGGAAGUCAAAAUCAUUUCGUUUGUAAUUCCAAUGAUGAGAGAGUGGAAUGACAUAGUUGUAGUAGUCUUGGGUGGUCUGAUUCGACUUGUUCCGUCUUUUGAAACAUUUUCAGAUACAUUGAAGAAGAAGGUAUAUGAACAGUUGAUGAAAUAUAUAGUUGUGGCAUUCUUUAAGCCAACGUACGUGACCGUCGAAGCUGUUGUAAAGUAUAUUGAAGUGAUCAAAAAGAACACAAGAGGUGAUUUAAAUGUUGAGGCAAUAAAAUUGGAGAGGAGCGUUGCCCAGAUGAUAUUUAACAAUAAUGGAAUUAACACCUCUUUAAUGCAGAUGCUCACUAACUGUUUUAAAGAUGACGAGAAUCUUGUGACGGUUGCGUUGGGUAUUGAGGCAAUUACAGUGUUCCCAGACGAUCACUAUUUGGUGGAAAACAAUUGGAGCAUAGCCCAACAGAACAUGAUCACGUGGAUGAGUGUAAUCAAUAAAGAGUGGAGUCCCGACGAACGCGUCGAGCUUGGAGAAGUCAUGAAGAAAUGCAUUUUAACGCUUUUGAAUUUGAGCUGCCCAAACCGUCGAGUGAAUGACACGAAGUGGUAUUGUCUGCCACGUCUUAUUUUUAUCUCACUUCGAUGGAAAUUAGAGAUGUGGGAUUGUAUUAAAGAAGUCAUAAUUUACUGCACAAAACACAUUGGAGAGGACGUUUCAGUGGUUUAUACUCCAACAGUCACUUUGUCGGAGACUCGUGAAGUGUGUCUUAACCGUCUUGAAAUUGGGGAAAGUUGGGAAAAGGUGAAGAUCAUUGGGAUUGUAUUUGAUAUGAAUGUGUUGAUGGUUGCGCCCAAAGGGUCUUUGUUUGACAUUGACAACAUCAUCUGUGGAGAGUUAUCACAAAAAUGGAUGAAGAAGGUCGUUGAGUGGUGUGACAGUGAUGAGUUCACUUUGGAACAACGAAUUUCCAUGUUAGAUGUGAUACUUGAAAACUGCAGGUUUUUCGAGUUUGGCCUCAAACAGAGUAUUUUUGCUUACGAGUCAAUCGUCAAGUUGAUGAACACAAACAUUAGCAAAGAAUUACUUCCAAAAUUUGUUGUGAUAUUGACGAAGUGUUUUGAUCGGUUUAAAGAAGAUGAAGAGGCUACAGUGAGGGAGGUGUGUUAUGUCAUGGAUGAUGUCUUUACUGUGGUCAUUGACAAUUUUGGUGCAACAUACCCAAGUGAAGUCAGUUCUCUUAUCAUCAAUGAGAUAUAUAAACUUACCAUCAAAAUGAUUUUGAGCACAAAUGGAGAGGUCAGGGUCUCUGCUUUUGCUGUAAUGAAGAAGUUGUCGACUGUGAUAUUGAAAUGA